This is a messenger RNA of Coturnix japonica (Japanese quail), 1815 nucleotides long. It is a transcript of the gene LACTB2, whose product is annotated as lactamase beta 2. Gene Ontology annotation, cellular component: mitochondrial matrix. The record is from RefSeq and is a predicted model, not a curated record. Lineage: Eukaryota; Metazoa; Chordata; Aves; Galliformes; Phasianidae. Gene Ontology annotation, molecular function: single-stranded RNA binding; RNA endonuclease activity.
GCGGAGCGCAGCUUCCGCCUUCCCUUGGGCUGUCCCUCGGCGGCCCGGGGUGUUGGGAAGGCCGAGCGGCUGAGAUGGCGUCGUUGCUGCCGCGAAUCGAGCGGCUCUCGUCGCGUGUGGUGCGGGUGCUGGGCUGUAACCCGGGGCCUAUGACUCUGCAGGGCACCAACACCUACCUGGUGGGCACCGGGCUCAGAAGAAUCCUUAUUGACACAGGUGAGCCAGCUAUUCCUGAGUAUAUAGGCUGUUUGAAGCAGGCCCUGUCCGAGUUCAACAUCUCAAUUCAAGAGAUCUUAGUGACACACUGGCAUCGUGAUCACACUGGUGGGAUACCUGACAUCUGCACAAACAUCCCUAAUGACUCUGAGUAUCGCAUCUGUAAGCUUCCUCGUGUCCCUCACUGUGAAGAAAUAAUAGGAGAUGGAGGACAUAAAUAUUUAUAUCUUAAAGAUGGAGACGUGAUACAGACGGAGGGAGCCACACUCAGAGUUUUAUAUACACCUGGGCACACUGAUGAUCAUAUGUCUUUACAUCUAGAAGAGGAAAACGCUAUAUUUUCUGGUGACUGUAUUUUAGGGGAAGGAACAACAGUAAUUGAAGACCUGCAUGAUUACAUGAAAAGUUUGAAAAUGUUACUACAAAUGAAACCAGAUUUAAUAUAUCCAGGUCAUGGCCCAGUCAUCCGUGAUGCAAAUACUAGAAUUCAAGGAUACAUUUCUCACCGAAAUGCACGAGAAGAACAAAUUCUGAAUGUUUUCCAGAAGAAUGCUGGAAAAUCAUAUACAUCUUCAGAGCUUGUAAAGAUGGUGUACAAGGAGAUUCCUGAAAAUUUACUUCGAGCAGCAGAACACAACCUCAUAGUCCACUUGAAGAAGUUGGAAAAAGAAGGAAAAGUGUUACGUGAUGCUUCUGCCAGCUUCAGAUGGAGAAACAAUCUGUAACUUACACAAGUUCGCUCGAGAGCAUUUUCAUUCUGCACAUUUGCUGCAUGAAAGAAGAGAUGGAUGAGCUCAGAUACGUGAAGUAAAAGUCAUUUGUUUUUGAGGUUCUAACAAUUUAAAAGUGAUGUUUAUUAAACUUAAUGAAUUGGAGAUAGUAAAAAGAAGAUCUGAUACUUAAGCUGCUUUCAUUGUGCUUUUCAAGAAGUGGCUUUCUGAUAACGACUGUAAAUUCUAACAACAACCAAUUUUUGCUAACAAGUGGAAAUGCUGUUUUUCAUGUUCUUUUCCAUAAUGUAACUGCGUGUUUUUGCUGGCGGCUCACUGCAAUUUGUUUGAACAAAUGCCGAGAGUCCUUCCAGAUAUAUCUGCUUUCUUAUGGAAACACCAUUGCUCUGAUAUUUCAAGGAUCGUUAAUUUCACCUAAUUAAUGUCAAAACAUGCACAGCGUGUUUUGGGGCAUGUUUAGGGCAGACUUUAAUUCUAUAUCUUCUGUUUCUGCAAGAAUGUGGUUAAAAAGCUACUUAAAUUGAGAUGUAUAUUGUAAACCAUAUGAGGUUGUUUUUCUAUCACUUUGUAACAAGCUUCGAAUUGUAUUACUAACACCAUUUAAAGAAGAAAUAUUUUAACUAAAGGUCGUAUUUGAUUGUAAGAUACUGUAUAGUGUACUAAAAUACAUUUGAAAAUGAAUCCAAACUUUAGUUUUCUGUGUAGCUUCCAGAGUAAUAUAUAAAUAUUUGUAUUAUAUUGUGCAUUUAACAUAUGUUUUUGAUUGAUUCACUUUUUUAACACUGGUCCAACCUUAAAGAAGUCACACCCGAGAUGUUCUAAAGCACUGAAGACAAAUAUAUGUUCUUAAAAAUCCUUGAGAACCUUU